CAGAAGCUGGCCGUCGCGUAUAGUUCCUAGCACUCGUCUUUAAUGUUUACAGACGUCAUCAGGCAUUAGGAAAUGCUUUUCACAAUUCUCCUCUUCAUCCUUGUUCAACAAACAGGAGGCAGUAAGGAUGCUGGAGAAUGUAAAGAAAUAUUGCAAGGAUUUUUGAGCGGACAAUUGUCGUCUGCUCUCCAGAUGUUUCACGUAAAAGCAUUACGGCGGGAAUUUAAAAGUUUCAAAAAAUCAUUGCAAAACACAUUGAAGGAAAUAGAAACAAAAAAUAAACUGUAUACCGACAAAUCAAUAGGAAUCUUGAAAGAGCAGGUCAUUACAAAUAGCGGGAAUGGGAGUUCUGUAUACAUUCGUUGGGGAAAAAAGACAUGUGCGCAAAACGCAGAACUUGUAUAUUCAGGUUACAUGGGCGGAUCCUACUACACCCACACAGGGGCCGCCGUGGAACCCCUGUGUCUACCGACAGAUCCACAGUGGGGUUAUUACAAAGAAGGAUUUGAUGGAUACAAACAGUAUAUUUAUGGGACUGAAUUUAGAACCUAUGAUUUCAAGAAGUCUCUCAACCUCCAUGAUGUACCGUGCUCUGUUUGUCGAAUUUACGGGAGAACAUCUGUUUUUAUGUUGCCAGCGAGGAAAACUUGCCACAAAGGCUGGAAUUUGGAAUACAGUGGAUACUUGAUGUCUGGUUAUCACGCUGCGAAGUCCGCUUCCAAAUUCACCUGUGUGGACGAGGACCCGGACUUCGUGACGGGGGGUAAAGCGGAGGGAUAUGGUUACAUGUUGUACAACGUGGAGGCGAGUUGUGGCUCCCUGAAAUGCCCUCCUUAUGUGGGAGGAAGAGAACUCACGUGCGCUGUUUGUUCUGCGCUGUAAUUAUCCGGCCACAGAUACAAUGCAGUUCCUGGGUUAUUAUAUGAAGACUACCAACACGGUAUCCUCAUGGGAUUAUAUUAAUCAUGUUAUUUUUUGCUUUACCGUUUGAUGUUUCAAUUAAAGUAGUCAUGCAAUUUGAA
Messenger RNA from Ostrea edulis (European flat oyster), 1022 nucleotides. RefSeq lists its product as uncharacterized. The record is from RefSeq and is a predicted model, not a curated record. The transcript has 5 exons. Bases 73 to 882 code for a protein of 269 amino acids. Lineage: Eukaryota; Metazoa; Mollusca; Bivalvia; Ostreida; Ostreidae.